Tachyglossus aculeatus (Australian echidna) is the source of this 3132-nucleotide messenger RNA. It is a transcript of the gene FAIM2, whose product is annotated as Fas apoptotic inhibitory molecule 2. Gene Ontology annotation, cellular component: endoplasmic reticulum; membrane; Golgi apparatus. The record is from RefSeq and is a predicted model, not a curated record. Bases 159 to 1109 code for a protein of 316 amino acids. Gene Ontology annotation, biological process: negative regulation of apoptotic signaling pathway. Lineage: Eukaryota; Metazoa; Chordata; Mammalia; Monotremata; Tachyglossidae. The transcript has 12 exons.
GUGGUACAGUCUCCCAGAUGAUGCCGUGCUGCGGUGCAUGGUGGUAAAAUCCAUGCGAGGGUAGCAGCCGCCGAGGAGGAGGAAGAGGAAGAGCUGCCGGGGGAGAGGGUAGCGGUUACCCCGGGGACCCCGCCCCCCCAUCCCAGAGAGACGACACCAUGACCCAGGGAAAGCUCUCGGUGAACAACAAGGCUCCAGGAGCCGACGGGCAACAACAGAUGAAUGGCGAGAAGAAGGAACCGAUGGUGGUCCCCUCCGCGCCCCCGACCUAUGAGGAGGCGACGGCGGGGGAGGGGCUGAAAGCGGGUGCGUUCCCCCCGACUUCCCCUGCCGUCCCCCUCCACCCCAGCUGGGCCUACGUGGAUCCCAGCACCAGCCCCGGCUAUGGCAGCAGUGGGUACCUCGGGGACACCGAGAUCCUCACCACCUUCAGCUGGGAUGACCGGAAUAUCCGCCGAGUGUUUGUCCGGAAGGUCUACUCCAUCGUGACGAUUCAGCUUCUGGUCACGGUCAGCAUUGUUGCUCUCUUCACCUUCUGUGAACCAGUCAAAUUUUACAUCCAGACCAACCCAGCCUGGUACUGGGCUUCCUAUGCUGUGUUCUUCGUGACUUACAUGAUCCUCGCAUGCUGCUCUGGGCCCAGGAGAUAUUUCCCCUGGAACUUGAUUCUUCUGAGCAUCUUCACUCUCUCCAUGUCGUACCUCACCGGGAUGCUGUCAAGCUACUACAACACCAAGUCGGUUCUGCUGUGCCUGGGGAUCACUGCGCUGGUCUGUCUGUCGGUCACCAUCUUCAGCUUCCAGGCCAAGUUUGACUUUACCUCGUGCCAAGGCGUCCUGUUCGUGUUGCUCAUGGUGCUGUUCUUCAGCGGGGUCCUGCUGGCCGUCAUCCUCCCCUUCCAAUACGUCCCGUGGCUUCAUGCAAUCUACGCGGUGCUGGGAGCAAUUGUCUUCACGAUGUUCCUGGCCUUCGACACACAGUUGCUCAUGGGAAACCGCCGCUAUUCCCUCAGCCCCGAAGAAUAUAUCUUUGGAGCGCUCAAUAUCUACCUGGACAUCGUCUACAUCUUCUCCUUCUUCCUGCAGAUCUUCGGCUCCAACCGCGAGUGAGGGGUCCCGCUUCUCCCCCCAGCCCCCGCCACCUCACCAAGUUCUCUCCUCCCGCCCCCCUAGUCUUCCCACCAGAUACCGAACUCUGCGGCCAUGACCCUGGCACCCCCUCGCGACUCGUACCCAUGCUGAUGACCCCCCUGCAGCUCGGGGCAGAGGGGUGGAGAGAUUGAGUACCCCUCAGCCCUCCCCCGGUCGCUCCCCUACUCUGCGACCACCGGACCCCUGCCGCCUUGAGGAUAUUGGGGUGGGAGGGGAUUCAGGGUCUCCGAUGGGGACAGGGCCUUGUUUCCAGGCAGGGCAGGUGGCCACGGUCACUCUCGGGCGCCUGAGUUCUCUCUCCGGUUGAGGGUCUUGCGGGAAGUGGGGGGUCAAGGGGUGCGUCCCAGCCCCCCAUUUCCGAUCUUGUCCCCAGAUGGAUAUAGACUGUUUUCUGAAGCGUUUGGGAGUUGGUGGAAACUGUCCCCAUCCUCACCCACUUUUCCUCAAACGGCCUAGGCCUUGCGCCCUCAGUAUACCUGCCUGUCCCUGCUCUCUCUAACCGCACUCAAUGCCCCCUCAGCCUGCUCUUUGAGACCUCUCCCCUAAGGGGUCCCCCCACGCUUUGGGCACAGGGUGGCAUGGCCGGCGGUGGAGACCCUCUGGCUCUCUCCUAGACCCCCCCAUCUCCAGCAGGCCUGGCCAAAGGUCCUUGCUCUGCGCCUUCUGCCCGUUUAUCUCCCCAUCUCCCCAGUGCGGAUGGCUAACUCCACCCCGAUAAGCUCUGGGGGCCAGGGGCCGGGACCCCCGGGAGAGCCUUAUCGGAGGCCUCCGUGCGUCAGAACCAGCGCUCGGGUCCCCACCCCGGGGCCCCACGAGGCGGAGCCGGAUCCAAUCAUUCCCAGGCCAGUGGAAAGUUACCAGGCACAGGAGGGCCCUGGGGUUAAGUUGGGUCCCGGACACCUGGGUCCCUCCCCCUUAGGGCUGCCUCACCCACUCUCUCGGUCACCCUGGCCUUUUGGCUCCCCUCUCUGUACCCCCACCAGACCCCCAAGUCCCGUCCCCACAGCUCUGAGAUGAUGGGAAUGGACUGACAAGGAGAUCCAAAGCGAGAAGGACAAAGGGAGUGACCACCCCACAUUGACCAGAGCCUGGACACCAGUUGCACAGAGACCCUAACUAGGGCUCGGAGGACAGGACAGGGAGGAAAGGGAGAGAUCAGGGCCACCAGGGCCUAUGGAGGCCAACCUGGGAAGACUUGCUGGGAGAGGCGGGCUUGAGUUACCCAUUAGUUGGCAAAGAGGAGGGGGAUAAGACUGUUCAGUGGGGGAUUGGCCUUCACAUCUGACCAUGAUCACCCUCAGGGUGGGCGCUUGGACAGCCCCCACCUCCUCCUUCCUCGGGGGGAGUGUCUCCAGGUGAAGCGGAGGCCCAGAGAGGCUAGUACACUGGCCCAACAUCACUCAGCACUCAAGGCCAGAGUCGGGAAGGCGGGGACCCAAUUUUCCCCGUUCCCGGUGGGCGCACUCCUUACAUUUAGGGGGUACGCGAGAGGAUGGAAAGGGCAGGGGGGAGGGAAGUGGCCGGAGCUGUGAAAGAGGAGCUCGGGAAACACCUGGAGGAGAUUUGGAAGGAGGAAGGGGGAGGGGACAGGAAUGCGGGUUUACAAGAAACAAGGUGAGGAGAAGAGGAGGGAGGGAUGGUGGGGAGCCCGGAAGACCCGUCCCUAACAUUUUUGGUGGAGGUGGGGCCGGGGGAGGCAGGGAAGAUUUUUUUUUUCUUAGAAUCAGAGGAGAGGGAAGAUGGAAAUCCGACCUUGGCUGCCCAGGACAGGGGUAGAGGGGUGGGGGUCACGGAGGGGGAGAUAAAGAGUUUUCGGGGUACCAGGGCCCGAGACCGGGUGGGAUUACUGGAGGGGAUUGUAACCUUCCCACCCAAACCCCUCCACCAUCCAGAAUUGUUUAAAACGGUAUUAGUUAAGCGCUUACUCUAUGCCAAACAGGGGUAGGUACAAACAAAUCCCGUUGGACACAGUCCCUGUCCC